Messenger RNA from Sclerotinia sclerotiorum 1980 UF-70, 1545 nucleotides. RefSeq lists its product as hypothetical. The transcript is spliced from 2 exons. The record is from RefSeq and is a predicted model, not a curated record. Lineage: Eukaryota; Fungi; Ascomycota; Leotiomycetes; Helotiales; Sclerotiniaceae. Bases 1 to 1545 code for a protein of 514 amino acids.
AUGACAUUUCUUCCUAGACGUUAUCUCCGCGCCCCACGAUCCCCUCUUCAUCCCCAUUCACGCCUUCCUAAUCUCUGUCUUGCCAUCCUUGUGUUCUUCCUCCUGGAUGCUUAUUGGAUCGUUAUCAAUCUUCCACGUCCAAUACGUAUUAUCACGCCUCCAUAUUCGGCAAUUGCUGCUUCUACUUUGACGUCAAAUCAACAUGAAUCCCUCUCAUUACCAGGUCAGGAUUCUCCAUCGAUGAGAAGAGUUGGUGGAGAGGGGGAUCAAGAGUCAUUAUUAUCUAGUGAUAUUGAAAAUGAUGUAGCAUUUCAGGGAUUUACACCACAAAUGGGAAAUCCUAAUAAUGAAACAAUUUUCAUCGCAGCUAUAUUUCGUACUUCCGAAAUAAUGCUCAAGCAAAAUUGGUCACCGGCUCUUAUAUCCCUGGUUCAACAUCUAGGACCUAAGAAUGUCUAUGUCUCAAUUGUUGAGUCGGGUUCUUGGGAUGGGACGAAAGCGGCAUUGAUGGAUUUAGAUGGUAUGCUAAAUGAAGCCGGUGUAGAAAGGACAGUUGAAUUAGGUAUGGAUCGUGCGGGUCAGCUUGAGGAAUUAAAACAUGUGCCAGAAGAGGAUAGAACUGGAUGGUUAUUUACGGAAAGGAAAGAGAGUGAAAGUGGAUGGGAAAUGAGACGGAUACCAUAUUUGGCGAGAUUGAGAAAUAAGGCUAUGGAACCUUUACUGAGGGUAUGGGAUGAGGGAAGAGGAAGAAAAUUUGAUAAGAUUUUAUGGAUUAACGAUGUUGUUUUUACGACAACCGAUGUAACUACUCUCCUCGCCACAAACAAUAACUCCUACGCCGCAGCUUGUUCUCUUGAUUUCUCACGCCCCUACCAAUACUACGACACAUUUGCCCUCCGCGACUCCUCAGGUCGAAAAACCUCAUCUCUUUCCUGGCCAUACUUUUACUCUCCUCAAUCAUUAAACGCCAUAAAAAGAAACGAACCCGUACCCGUCAAAAGCUGUUGGAACGGCAUGGUCGUUUUCGACGGUGAACCUUGGUAUCCCUCCUCCUCAUCCAAUCAACAAGGAAUCCACAACGAGCAAAAUAAUAAUUUCAAAGGUUUACAAUUUAGAGGUGUGGAGGAUUCUCUGGCGGAAAAACAUGUAGAGGGUAGUGAGUGUUGUUUGAUUCAUGCGGAUAAUCCGCUAAGGGAUAGGAGGGGAGUUUAUGUAAAUCCGAAUGUGAGGGUCGCGUAUAAGAGGGAGGUUUAUGAGGUGGUUAAUGGGAGGGGGGGUGGGCCUGGGAAAUGGGAGGGUGUGAGGGGGGUUUGGGGGGUUAGGGUGGGAUGGGUUGGGGAGUGGUGGGGUGGGUGGGUGGAGAGGCGGAGGAUGGGGAGGAGAGUGCGGAGGUGGGUCGAGGAGGGGAGGAUAGGGGAGGUUGGUGAUGGGGAUGGUGGUGGGAAUGUGGGGGGGAAGGGGGGUGAGAGGAGAGAGGAAUUGGGAUUAGAAUGUUUGAUUAAUGAGAUGCAGGUCUUGUAUCAAAGUGGAUGGAGACAUCUUUAA